Molecule: messenger RNA, 3882 nt
Organism: Acomys russatus (golden spiny mouse)
Lineage: Eukaryota; Metazoa; Chordata; Mammalia; Rodentia; Muridae
Gene: Klhdc7b
Product: kelch domain containing 7B
Molecular function (GO): protein binding
Source: RefSeq, a predicted model, not a curated record
GGGCUGGCUUAGGCGAACUGCUUGCAAUGUCAUCUGCACAUCCAGCACAGCUCAAGCUGGGUAUGGGGCACGGAUAGCUGCCAGCCAGAGCCGGCUCUUCACAGUAGAUCUGCAAGCCUCACCAUGCUUCAGGGCGCUCUAGAGGUUGGUGGUCCCCUCUGGGGCUGGGACGGUGAUGGAGAUGACGACUGGGAUGGAGCCAUACUCACCUUGCUGGCACUAGUAGUGGUAGCCACCAUAGCACUGGCUUUGCAAUGGUUUGGCUCCAGGCCGGACCAGGAGACACAAGGAUCAGCAUCUACAACUCCAGGCGUGCAACCUGCUCAGGUGGGAGGAGGCAGGCAGGCCCUACACCCAAAGUCCGAGGCCAGUGAUGCCAGUGAGGGGCACAGCAAAGGACAGAAGAAAUCAGAAGCUGCUGGAGGUGGCCAGAGGAGACCUGCUACAGCUAGUGGCCAGGACCUAGAGCUAUCAAUAGGCGGAAGUAAGACCUCAGGGACCCGGCUUCCACUCAAGACACCCGAAGAGGUGGCCAACAGAGGGACCACCCCAGCAUCCCUGGGAAAGAAGAGAAAGGAGCCACCCAGGCCAGAAACGUCCUUCCUGCGCCACCACAAAGCAAGGGAUAUCCCUGUCCCCAUCACGAUCCACUUUACCCCUCGAAGCCCUGACAGCGAAACAGAGAUCCAGGCAGAGGUAACUGGCACGUGUGGUAAGGGGACAGAUCGACAGGGCCCCAUCCAUAUGGAGCAACAGGACACCAGGCCCUGGCACCUGGCUGUGGGGCCUUCUGGCCCCCUGGGGAGAGGCCUAGGCAGCUUGCGUCGGCGACGGAGGCCUGGUGCCAGCUCAGGAGACAGACCCUACCGACCUCUAAAGCCGGACCCCCUCCGCCUGGGCACUGUGGUGAGUGUAUGGGACGCUGUGGAUAUGGCAGCCGCAGCCACCCAGGACAUCCUCACCGGCAGUUCCCUUACAGGUCCCUCAUCGCUCCACUCAGACAGGGGGAGCGAGAUUCCUCAGGAGAUGGGCCUAGCUGAUGCUGUAGUCAGUAGGCCUCAGGCAGACCCCUUCGAGGAUGUGCGUGGGAGGAGCAGCCUUCGGCUCACUCCCACCAGCACUGCACGCUCAGAGGCUAAGGGCAGUGACAGCACAGAGACUGGAUGCCCUGCCCCUGGGGAGACUCAGAAGAUCCUGGCUAGUGAGGUAACCUGGGCCAGAGAGAGUGGGGCAGCUGUUGUCGCCAGCAACUUCAGUCCGUCACAAGGUGCCCUGCCAGAAGAGCUGCGCCCUGAGGCUUGUGAAGUGGACCAAGCUGCUGGCCAGAGCAAGACGGAGAAACUAGGAGCUGGCUACCUCACUGGCAAGGGGAGAGGGUCAUGCCAAGACAAGGCAAGUGAGCCCAUUGCUGGCAGUCAAGCUGCAGACCAGAGCUGCACUCCCUCCCACAGUUUUCCAGCCUCCCCUCUGACCCGGGACACUGAGCUGGCUCCAUCCUCUGCUAUGGCAGUGCAUCCUGUCCCUGGGCUCCUACACGCAGUCUCUACCUCUGCUCCUUUAAACAGUUUGCCCCUGGAAGUUAGCCAGGGUCCUUCUGGUGGUGACAGUCUCAGAGCAGGGCCAGGCCCCUUUCCAACCCCAACUUUAGCCUCAGUGGAAGCCUCAACCUCAGGGCCAGCAGCAAUUCUAGAACUACCUUCAAUAUCACCCCCAACCUCAACCUCAUCCUUAACCCCAGCCCCUGUUACAGCCCUAACCCCAAUUUUGACAGCAACCCCACCUCUCACACCACCCCCCUGCCCAGCCCCAGAUACAGCCAUAACCCUAAUAACACCAACACCAACAUCAACCCCAACCCCAACCCCAGUUACAACCUUAACCCUAAUCUCAACAGCCACUCCACCAACCCCAACAUCACCCCCAAGUCCGGCCUCUGCCCUCGUUGCAGCCCAAGAGCCUGCAGUAGGCAGUGAGCCAAAGCCUGUGUCUAGGGAGUCCAGUGCAGGCCUGUCCAAGAGCUCCCAGGAAGGACGAAUCUCAAAUAGCUGGGGCAAUCUCAUCACCAUGGUUCUUAGGAACCACCCGUUCCCUAGGCAAGAAAAGGCCCAAGACAGUACCCCAAGGGCAGAUCCCCAGAGUCCUGCAGGGCCUAGCACAUUCACAUACUCUGAAGAUAGACAGCCAAGGCCCGCCUCUGAAGGGGCCAUCUUCAGCCUCCAGGACAAACCCAGACCAUCAUCAGGGUUAGUCAAACCAGCAGGUUCAGGGAGCUUAGGGGAGGCUAGAUUUGAAACAGAGGCAGUGAGCUUGGAGACUAGUGAGCCUUUGACCCUAGACCCUAGAGGAGAUGGAACCAUGCAGAAAAGUCUAGGCUUGCUGCCCCCAGUUGCAGAGCCUGCAGCUGCCUCACAGUUGCCCGCGCAGGCACAGCCUGCUCCUGUACCAACUACUACGAGACAGGAUGCUCAGCCCAUCCCCCAGCCUCGGCCUCGAAGGAAACGUAGCAUAGCUCAGAGCUCUGAACAGAUGCUUACCCAGGAAGUACCCCAGCAGCCCCAGGCGCAGGUGCUGAAGGAGGGAGCCAGACCGGCAGGCGGCAGGGAAAUCCUCACAGAGAGGCAGAAAGAGACCCAAAAGCUUAUGGUUUUUCUGCAGAAGCCCGGGAGUUGGGGAGUGGUGGAGGGGCCCCAGAAGUACUGCUCGCAGGCGGCACAGCCUACCACAACAGUGGUACCCUGGCCUCCAAAGCUAGACCUAAGCAGCUGCUUGGAGGUUUUGGCUUUUGCCCAGAAGCAUGGCGAGCUGGCCUUAGCCCAGGAGACCUAUGUCUUGAUGAGCAACAAUUUGCUUCAUGUCCUGGGAGACCCACACCUCUACCGCCAGCUGAGUGGAGCUGACAGGGAGCGCAUCCUGAACCUGCGGACCUGCCAGGGCCAGACAGUGCUGGGAGUCCUUGUGCUGCCCAGCCUCUAUCAGGUGAGCCACUCAGGGCUCACGAGGGGCCCUCCUGGUGAGGAAGCUCCUGCAAUCAGGUCUGAACAUUCUCAUCUUCACACAUACCUCCACGUGUUCAACCCACAAGAGAAUGUGUGGCGGCCCCUGACUCAGGUACCAGAAGAGGUCCCACUCCGGGGCUGUGGGCUCUGCACUAUGCAUAACUAUCUGUUUCUGGCAGGUGGCAUCAGGGGUUCUGGUGCCAAGGCUGUCUGCUCCAACAAGGUAUUCUGCUACAACCCUCUGACCAACAUUUGGAGCCAGGUUCGGCCCAUGCAGCAAGCCCGGGCCCAGCUCAAGCUGGUGGCUCUGGACGGAAUGCUUUAUGCCAUUGGUGGUGAGUGCCUGUACAGCAUGGAGCGCUAUGACCCACGCACAGAUACCUGGACCUUGAGAGCAUCACUCCCUGAGGGCACCUUCCCAGUGGCCCAUGAGGCUGUGGUCUGCCGAGGAGAUAUCUACGUCACAGGGGGUCAUCUCUUUUACCGCCUGCUCAGAUACAGCCCUGUAAAGGACUCAUGGGAUGAGUGUCCCUAUAGUGCCAGCCACCGACGGUCCAGUGAUAUGGUGGCACUAGGGGGCUUUCUAUACCGCUUUGACUUGUUGCGGGGCGUAGGUGCUGCGGUGAUGCGCUACAACACAGUGACAGGCUCCUGGAGCCGGGCCGCCUCCCUGCCACUGCCUGCCCCUGCCCCACUGCACUGCACAGUGUUGGGCAGCACCAUUUACUGUCUCAGUCACGGGGUCACUGCUACCUUCACAGUUUCGGAGGGGACUGCUCUGUUUCAGGCCAAGGAGCUGCAACCCUUUCCCCUGGGAAGUAAGGGGGUCCUCUAUCCAUUCACUCUGACUCUGCCCCCCAAGACCUGGUUACAGACUACGCUCUGA